AUGCGAGAUUUUCUCUAUUUCUUUUUCUCUCUCUCCCUCUUUCUUUUUUUCUUUCUUUGUCUUUCUCUCUCACUAUUCCUCACUCUUUCUCUCUCUUACUCUUUCUCUCUCUUUAUUUCUUUCUCUCUCUUCUUCUUUCUCUCUCUCUUUUUCCGUCCUGAUACUUUUCUUACUUCUUUGUUUAUUCUCACUGUUUCUUUAUCUCUCAGAGUUUUUAUUUUACUAUCACUUUCUCUCCUUAUGUAUGUGUCUAUCGAUUUCAGCCAUUAUUUAUCUCUCCCACACUAUUUAUUACCGGCCUCUUCUCUCUUUUUAUCUAUGUGUAAACCUUUUGCCUCUCUCUUACCAUCGUGUCCCUUAUUGUCAGUUACACACACUCUCUCUCUCUCUCUCUCUCUCUCUCUCUCUCUCUCUCUCCCUCUCCUAUUAAGUGCUUUUCUUCUUUGUUUCUUCUCGCUCUUUCUUUUUUAUUUUACUUUUACUUUUUCUCGCCUUAUGAAUGUGUUUAUUGAUUUCGGCCAUUAUCUUUCCCUUGCUAUCAGUCUUUUCUCUCUAUUUUAUCUAUAUGUAAGCCUUUCAUCUCUCUCUUACCAUUCCGCGUACCGAUGCCCCACCCGCUAUCUUAGCAUAUUUUUGAAGUGGGCGGAGUUACGCACGAUUGAAAAGCCUGACACUUCUUUACCCGCUACACAGCUUAGCGCAAUUUGUAUUUGUCUUGCUAGUUCACGUUUCUAUCUAUAUCCACGUGCGUGCGUGUGUGUGAAUAUUUCGUCUUCUUUUUCGUUAGGGGGCGUGUCUUUUUUUUUUAAUUUCAAUAUUCUGUCUCUUUUGAAUCUCUUUUCUUUCUCUAUUUUUCUUUUUCAUUUCUCUUUAUAUUUUCUUUCCUGUUUGCUUUUUUUCUUUUUUACUUUUUUCUCUUUCUUGCAUUUUUUCAUUAAUUCUUCCUAUCCUUUAACUUAUUCUUUCUUCUUUAAUUUCCAUACGCCCUAUCUAUCUAUCUAUCUAUCUAUCUAUCUAUCUAUCUAUCUAUCUAUCUAUCUAUCUACAACCUACCUACCUACCUAUCUGUUGAUAAUCGUUACGUCACCUAUACCUCUCUCUAUUUCUCUUUCUCUCCCUAUUUCUCUCUCCCUAUCUUUCUCACUAUCUCUCUCUCUCUCCUUCUAUUUCCCCUUCUCUUCCUCUCUCUUUCACUUUCUCCUUCUCUGUAUUUCUCUUUCCCUGUCUAUUUCGAUUAAAUCUGGCUGA
Acanthosepion pharaonis is the source of this 1248-nucleotide messenger RNA. Lineage: Eukaryota; Metazoa; Mollusca; Cephalopoda; Sepiida; Sepiidae. The record is from the annotation of a GenBank genome assembly.